UUGGCGGUGUAGUGUGUGGUAGGUCGAAAGUGCGCUGAGCGACUGUUGAUCUCGUCAAGUCGGUCAAAUAUUCAACCGUUGUUACAUUCUGUUUGGCCUCGGUCCGAAAACCUCGAUCGGCAUUGUUUUUAGCAAGUGAUCUGAAUAAUUGCCAUUGAUUGCUCCGUCACGAUCUACUUAUAGUUAAUUAAUAGCCUGGGAGAAAACCUACGAAUAAUGAUGGAGUUGAGAUUGAUUGUCGGUGUGAUGGUAGUGGUCACAAUUUCAGUGACCACCGAGGCACUACCUACUAAGCUCGAGAUUAGUGGCACCACCACAGCACUUUUAUACCUGGACAAGUUCGGUUACAUGAACUCCACAGCCACGAACCCUGAGAAUGGCGCUCUCCUCUCAGAAGCCGCAGUGCGACAAGCAAUACUUGACUUUCAGGCAUUCGCAGGUCUGAAUCAGACCGGCAACCUGGACCAGGAGACCGUAGAGAUGAUGAACAGACCGCGCUGCGGCAACAGAGACAUCAUCGGCCACGGCCCCAACACUCGCCGCAGGAAGAGAUACGCGCUCCAGGGUUCCAGGUGGAGGGUGCGAGACCUGACCUACCAAAUCUCCAAGUAUCCUACAGGACUCAAGGCGAGCGACGUGGAUGAGGAAGUGGCUAACGCUUUCAAGGUUUGGGAGGACGUAAGCAACCUGACGUUCCGACCCACCACCACCGGGAAGGUCCACAUUGACAUCAGGUUCGAGAAAGGGGAACAUGGGGACGGCGACCCCUUCGAUGGCCGCGGGGGGACCCUCGCCCAUGCAUACUUCCCCAUCUACGGAGGAGACGCUCACUUUGAUGACACUGAGCAGUGGACCAUUGAUUCGUUCGCUGGCACUAACCUGUUUCAAGUGGCGGCGCACGAGUUCGGGCACUCACUCGGUCUGUCGCACUCGGACGUUCGGUCUGCGCUCAUGGCGCCCUUCUACAGAGGUUACGAGAGGAACUUCGAGCUUGACGAUGAUGACACUCGGGCGAUCCAGGCAUUGUACGGCAAGAGAGAAAGUCCAUCUCAGUCAACACCAAGCCGCGUGCCCACCGCCGCCACCACCCGACGCCCCAGCACCGGGGCAGGCACCGCUGGGGUGCUCUGCAGCGACGCCUCCGUCGACACCAUCGUCACCAUGGCCGACAAGAACACCUACGUCUUCAAGGGCUCACAGUACUGGCUGCUGACGGAUUCAUCCACCGCCCCUGGCUAUCCUAGAUCCACCACUGCAGAUUGGGGUGGUUUGCCUGGGAACCUUGACGCUGCCUUCACCUGGUCCAACGGCAAGACCUACUUCCUGAAGGGCUCGGAGUAUUGGCGGUUCAGCAACAUGACCAUGGACCCCGGCUACCCCAAGCCAAUCUCGAAGGGCUUCGCUGGGAUCCCAGAUAACGUAGACUCCGCUUUUGUCUGGUCAGGGAACGGAAAAAUUUACUUCUUCAAGAACGACAAGUACUGGCGAUUCGAGCCCACGGCGCGUCCCCCGGUGGGGGCCAAGUACCCCAAAGACGUGAGCAACUGGGAGGGCAUCCCCAACAACAUCGACGCUGCCCUACAGUACAGCAACGGCUUCACUUACUUCUUCAAGGAUGGCAUGUACUGGAGGUUCAACGACCGCACCUUCCGUAUCGACACCGCCGACCCUCCCUUCCCUCGGCCCGCCGGCUACUGGUGGUUCGGCUGCGAGACAUCGGGUUCUCAGACUCUUCUGUCCAACCGGAGAACAGAUGAGAUUUCUCCAUCCGACUACGACGUCCGCGAAGACAAUUUCGACGCCGACGGCGCUGCGUCGAACCCUCGCCUGCAGAACUGGUUGGCAGUCGGCAACCCUCAUGCGCGAGACGAACUCCACCAGCAGGCGCAGCAGCAGGCGAGUGUGGCUGAGAACUCUGCCGCCACGGCCUUCACAUCCAUCAUCACAAUUAUACUGCCUAUUUUCCUGCGAAGACUGAUUUAGAAGUUUUCCUGCUAAUUUAUAUUGUUCGGAAUCAUGGGUUGGAAACAUUUUAUUUCAAGGUUGAAAACUACUUUGCAAUAAUGAACCACAUUUUUGUUGUAAACAAAUCUUCCUGUCCAGAACUGGAAUCCGGUUCUGUAGUAAUUACACGUCAUGUCAGAGAUGAAAUUUGUUUUUCAUAUCAGGUCUAAAAAUGCUAUGGUUGAACUUUGAGCCUCAGUUUUGUGUCGCAAUUUAUGACAAUGAUGUUUCAAGUGUGAAUAAAAGGUUUUGUUUUGUUCUUAAGCGCACCUCAUGAAAUGCAAUUAUAAUUUAUUUAAAUGAAAACGUUUGAAUAUGCUAAUUUCAAGUAUGAAACCACAAUUUCGUGCUCGAACGUAUCCGUUCAGUUAUCUUGAUUUCACUCGUGACUUUGUCUUAUCGUAGGAAAUUGUAUGCGUUUUGUAUAGCUGGAAGAGAGUGACACAUAGGGACAUGUUUUCUUGUGAUACUUGAGACUGCCCAUCAUUAUUGAUCAGAGCCCAUCCAUUAUUCGUAAAGCUUCGCAUUGUUUCCCUCACACAAAAUAUAGUAAAUUUUAUGACCUCAUCUAGAAGUGAUAGUUGCGCUAUUUUCUUUGAUCAUAACAUGUGUGCCGAAGCAAAAGUUUGUGACGUAGUCCUUUCAUCAUCCUUUUUUCCGUAGAUUGAUCAUUUACUUCAUACAAUAUAACCUCAUAUUGUCUCCAAGAUUAGGAAACUUUUUUUACGUAUUUUCUGUUGUUGGAGACAACUUAUUUGUUGACCUUAGAACUUAAGCCAGCUACGAUCUCUCAGUAUGUCCAUUGAUAGCAUGCUACACUUUGAUUAGACGCUCAACCGAAUUAAAAUGUAUUCAAUAGUUUCGUCAGGAGAAACUUCUGCGAAGGAUUUACGAUAUUUAUUAAUGCUAAAACUAAGUAACUAAGUAUUUUAGCGCGAUGGUCACUGAUUAUUGCAUGUGUCGUGCCGAAAUCGCGGAAUUGACGAUUCUAUGGAAAUGGCAGCCAGUUUGCCGAAUUUGUAGAAGCAGCAUUUCGUUGCUCAUUCAGAAAAUCGGAUGUUAGAGUUUGAACAUAAAUCGACAGUUAGAGUUAGAAAAGGUUAGGUCAAGUUCUGUC
This is a messenger RNA of Hyalella azteca, 3121 nucleotides long. It is a transcript of the gene Mmp1, whose product is annotated as matrix metalloproteinase-2. The coding region runs from base 217 to 1983 and encodes 588 amino acids. The transcript is spliced from 13 exons. Gene Ontology annotation, molecular function: metalloendopeptidase activity; zinc ion binding. Gene Ontology annotation, cellular component: extracellular matrix. Gene Ontology annotation, biological process: collagen catabolic process; proteolysis; extracellular matrix organization. The record is from RefSeq and is a predicted model, not a curated record. Lineage: Eukaryota; Metazoa; Arthropoda; Malacostraca; Amphipoda; Hyalellidae.